AUGUCCACGUUCGGCUCCCACUUCCGCGUCACCACCUGGGGCGAGUCGCACUGCGCCUCGGUCGGCUGCAUCGUCGACGGCGUGCCCCCCGGCAUGGCCCUCACCGCCGCCGACGUCCAGACGCAGCUCUCGCGCCGCCGUCCGGGCCAGUCAAACCUCACCACGCCCCGCGACGAAAAGGACCGCGUCGAGAUCCAGUCGGGCGUCGAAAAGGACGUCACCCUCGGCACCCCGCUCGCCAUGCUCGUCCGCAACCAGGACCAGCGCCCGCACGACUACACCGACGAGACCCUCGACCUCUUCCCGCGCCCCUCGCACGCAGACUUCACCUACCUCGAAAAGUACGGCGUAAAGGCCAGCAGCGGCGGCGGAAGGAGCAGCGCCAGGGAGACCAUCGGCCGCGUCGCUGCCGGCGCCGUGGCCGAAAAGUACCUCCGCGAGGCCUACGGCAUCGAGAUCGUCGCCUUUGUCUCGAGCGUCGGCAAGGUCCACGUCCCAAGAUACCCGGGCGAGCAGCUCGCACCCUCGCAGCCCAACACCGCCGCCCCUGUCGCCGCCAACGGCGACGAGGGCAAGAGCUUCUACGGCGAGGCGGCCAACGCCGGUCCGCCGCAGGGCAAGGUCGACAACAUCUACAACACCGACAGCCUUACCGAGGAAGAGGCCGAGGAGCCCCUGUCCAAGGAGUUUAGGCAGCUGCUGGCCACCAUCACCCGCGAGCAGGUCGACCAGAACCAGAUCCGAUGCCCGCACGAGGAGGCGGCCGAGAGGAUGCGGCAGCGCAUCCUCCUGGCAAAGGCCAACAACGACUCGAUCGGCGGCACCGUCACCUGCAUCAUCCGCCGCGUCCCCAGCGGCCUGGGCGAGCCCUGCUUUGACAAGCUCGAGGCCAAGCUGGCGCACGCAAUGCUCAGCAUCCCCGCCACAAAGGGCUUCGAGAUCGGCUCGGGCUUCCGCGGCACCGAGGUCGCCGGCUCCCGGCACAACGACAAGUUCAUCCUCAAGGACGACGGAAGGCUGGGCACCGUGACCAACUGGUCCGGCGGCAUCCAGGGCGGCAUCUCGAACGGCGAGGACAUCUACUUCCGAGUCGGCUUCAAGUCGCCGGCGACGAUCUCGCAGAACCAGGCAACGUCGCGCUACGACGGCACCGACGGCACGCUCAACACGCGCGGCCGCCACGACCCGUGCGUGGUGCCGCGCGCGGUGCCCAUCGUCGAGGCCAUGUCGGCGCUCGUCGUCAUGGACGCGCUCCUGGCCCAAGACUCGCGCAGCCUGGCCGCCACCAGGCUGAGCCGGGAGCCCGUCGCCGCCCUGCCGCAGAGCAUGCGGAUGCCCGAGGGCAAGAAGAGGAAGCAGAUGGAGACCGAGGAGGUCGAGAAGAGCCAGCAGGCCUAG
Molecule: messenger RNA, 1398 nt
Organism: Pseudozyma flocculosa PF-1
Lineage: Eukaryota; Fungi; Basidiomycota; Ustilaginomycetes; Ustilaginales; Ustilaginaceae
Exons: 2
Coding region: 1-1398 (465 amino acids)
Biological process (GO): chorismate biosynthetic process; aromatic amino acid biosynthetic process
Cellular component (GO): cytosol
Molecular function (GO): chorismate synthase activity; FMN binding
Source: RefSeq, a predicted model, not a curated record